Molecule: messenger RNA, 333 nt
Organism: Adineta steineri
Lineage: Eukaryota; Metazoa; Rotifera; Eurotatoria; Adinetida; Adinetidae
Source: the annotation of a GenBank genome assembly
AUGUCGAAAAAUACAAAACGACAGAGGACAUUGGAGGAUGUAUUUGGCAGUAAUUCAACAAAGAAGAGAAAAAAAUCGAAUGAUGAUACUUCGAAUGUUGAUAAACAGAAUAUUGUAAAUACUCCAACUACGAGUUCAACUGUAAAAAAGAUCUCUGAUAAUGACUUAGAAUUAUUAAGACAAUUCGAUCUCGACAUGAAAUUUGGACCUUGUACUGGUAUUCCACGUAUUGAUCGUUAUGAUCGAGCUAUACGUCAUGAGUUAGAUCCUCCUGUUCGUGUAUUAGAAUUAAUCAAUAACUAUCCAAAUGAUCGUCAAGUUACACAUUGGUAA